ACAAAGACGCCACGCAGGCUCCCAACCGCUCGCGCGCGCACACACACAGACACCGAGAGCGAGAGAGAAGCCAUGGAGGGGGCUCCCGUGACCGCAGCCACCGGGGUCUUGGGGCCCGUAGUAGCGAAGCUGGGUGCUCUGCUGGGCAGCGGGUACAAGCUUCGGCACCGGACUCGCAAGGACGUCAACUUCAUCAAAUCCAAGCUCAAGUUGGUGCACUGCAUCCUUUGGGCGGUAUGGGAGAGGGAGGAUCUCGAUGCUGAAUCCAAGGUCUUGAAGAAGGAAGCGCUGGACCUCGCCAACGGUAUGCACGAUGCUGUCGACGACUUCAUCCUCACCAUGGAGUGCAGCCGCGGAAGCAAGCACCUGAUGAUACAGAGCAAGAUCAAAGCAAGCCCCUUCCAGGGUUUCAGGGCAGGAGUAGAUGAUGUGUCGGCCCGGUGCUGCAGCAAGUGGAAGUGGAAGAAAAACAAGUGUGCUCAACCCAUCUCGAGCUUAUUUUCAAGAAAGGACACCAAAUCCAGCGCCCCCGGCAAAACGCCUUCUCCUCGAGCUCCAUUCGUCCGCAAGGAUGCGGCGGAGCUGGUGGGAAUGGCCAGAUGGGGGGAUCACCUCAUCAAAUACCUGGUAGGAGGAGGAGGAGAAGAAGAAAAAGAGACCACAACGGUGCCGCCGCAGCUAAAAAUGGCAUCCAUUGUUGGAAUGGCCGGCGUGGGGAAAACAACCCUUGCCCACCUUGUGUACGAGGAUGAGAAGAUUAAAAGUACGGUUUUGCUAAAACUCAUUCGAAUGAGAAAUAGAUUGGUCUCAUUCACUUUUCCAACCGUUGGAUCCAGCUUCACCGCGAUUCGUGUUUGUCAUCGUGGAGAGCUUCGUAGCGACGUGUGCGCGCCCAUCUGGUGUUCGGCUCACGACCCGUCCCCCUUUUUUUGUCUUUGCAGUCCGGCCCUGACUGUUUUUGACGCAAAAGCCCAGGCCUGCCUAGAAUAGGAUCUGCUAGUUUUUUAUGAGCAAAUCUGUUGCUGACGGAGUGACUUCAAU
Molecule: messenger RNA, 1041 nt
Organism: Triticum dicoccoides
Lineage: Eukaryota; Viridiplantae; Streptophyta; Magnoliopsida; Poales; Poaceae
Product: disease resistance protein PIK5-NP-like
Exons: 1
Coding region: 73-990 (305 amino acids)
Source: RefSeq, a predicted model, not a curated record